This is a messenger RNA of Metopolophium dirhodum (rose-grain aphid), 732 nucleotides long. RefSeq lists its product as uncharacterized. The record is from RefSeq and is a predicted model, not a curated record. Bases 1 to 732 code for a protein of 243 amino acids. Lineage: Eukaryota; Metazoa; Arthropoda; Insecta; Hemiptera; Aphididae. The transcript has a single exon.
AUGUCGAAAAAUAGUAAAUCUAGGCUCGUCUGCUCGGAUUGUAAAAUUAAUUCUGAAUCAGGUAUAACAACUAAUAAACAUAACGUCACAUUACAAGGCUUAGCUGAAUCAGUUAAUUUUAUGGGCAACAAAUUUGAUGAAUUCAAUAAUACUGUUUCCAAAUUACUUAAUGAAAUGAAGGAAUUAAGAGAAGAGAACCGGAAAAUCUCUGACAUUAACAGAAACUUAGUAACUGAGGUGAAUAUUUUAAAACAAAAAAUUGAUGAUAUUGAACAAAAAUCACUUGAAAAAAUGGUUGAGAUAUCCGGAAUACCUACUUCUAAAGAUGAAGAUUGUGCCAAGAUUGCUGAGGAAAUUGCCGCCAAACUUAAUGUUGCAAUUCAUGUGGAAAAAGCAGUAAGAAUUCCUAUUAAAAAUAAUCAAUUUUCAAAAAUUCUCGUAUGGUUAAGUCAUAAAGAUAUGAAGUCUAAUCUCGUUACAAAAUGUAAAAGAAAUCGUGAUUUAUUUGCCAAACAAAUUAAUUCAAAUUGGUCCAGCACUGUGCGAAUUUUCAUCAAUGAACAUAUUACUAAGGUUAGAAGACAUCUAUUAUUCAAAACAAAAGAAGCUGCAAGAGAAAAAUUUUACAAAUAUGUUUGGAUUAAUGAAGGUGAUAUCUUAGUACGUAAGGAUGACCAAUCUAAGGUUUUUCGUAUAAGAGAACUAGGUGAUAUAGCCAUGAAAAUACAGUAA